Hemicordylus capensis (graceful crag lizard) is the source of this 1487-nucleotide messenger RNA. RefSeq names its product peptidyl-tRNA hydrolase 1 homolog (gene PTRH1). Gene Ontology annotation, molecular function: peptidyl-tRNA hydrolase activity. Bases 42 to 725 code for a protein of 227 amino acids. Lineage: Eukaryota; Metazoa; Chordata; Lepidosauria; Squamata; Cordylidae. The record is from RefSeq and is a predicted model, not a curated record. The transcript has 5 exons.
AGGAGAGGCGGGCGGGGUGGCGCUUGGUGUGGGAGGGAGAAAUGCUGCCCGUUCAGCCCUUCGGGAGACUCCUAGGCAGGGCCAUGAGCCGCCGCCAAGAAGAACUGCGCUCCGCAGGGAAGCGAGUGCUGGUGGCAGGCCUGGGGAACUACGGCCUGCGGGGCACCCGCCACAGCGUGGGGAUGGCGAUCCUCAAUCACCUGGCGCACAAGCUGAGCGUGGGAGACCAGUGGAAGACAGACCGGCGGUGUUGCAGCGACGUGGCCAUUGCCAACCUGGGGGAGGUGGAGGUGGUGCUCAUGAAGCCGCGCAGGCUGAUGAACGUCAACGGUCUCUGUGUGGUUGGCGCCGCGGAGGCGUACAACCUGGGCGCGGAGGAUAUUUACCUGGUUCACGAUGACCUGGACAAGCCCCUGGGGAAGGUUGCGUUGAAGCUGGGAGGCAGCGCAAGAGGUCACAACGGCGUCCGCUCCUGCAUCCACGCCCUGCAGUCUGAUAGCAUGGUCCGAAUCAGGGUCGGCAUCGGUCGCCCGUUGGGAGAAGCCGCCGUCGACCGCUACGUUCUGGGGAGGUUCACCCUCGCCGAGCAAGAGGUCUUACCGCAGGUCUACGAGCAAGCCGUGGUCAUGUUGCUAGACCACAUACAGCAGAGCGAUAACCGCAAGGCAAACCUAGCUACAGGUGGCGAACCAGUCAAGGUCUCCCUCGGGACGGAGGGUGCAUGAUCAAAUCUGUAACCCUUGAAGCACUAUGAAGCUGGUGCCCACAAAAAAUCAGUGUCGUGGGGCUUCUGUUGACGGGGUGGUUGCUUGGAUGGGCCAGGGCGCGCGUGGUGUUAACAGGUCCGAGGCUUACAGGAGAGGAGUGAUCUAAGGUUAAAGGCAGGGCUUGGAGUGGAGAUGGUAGUUAGGAUAGGAAGGGAUCACCAAGGCAACUCUAGGUUUCCCCCCAAGUUUUUUUGAUAUUAGAAAUGAAGGGGGGGGGCGUCGUCUUAAAUUCCGAGUCGCCCUCGAUUCGGGUAAAUACGGUAGUCCAUACGUCUGUGCUCAAUGCUCCCCGUAACGGCGAUUCCUAGGAGUUGUUGACUACAGCUCCCAUCAUCCCCAGCCAAUGGUCUUUGCAGCUGGGGAGGAUGAGAGUUGUGGUCAGCAGCAUCUGGGAAUCCCUGCUCUGUGAUCUCAGCAAGCAACCAGAUCAUCUACUAUCAGGCACCACGUUUGGAGAAUCGCAACUUUCAUCUGAAACACAACCACUCCUUAAGACUGCCGGGCUUGAAAAUGUGUGUGGCAGCGCCAGCUUGUAACCUCUGAGCCCAGAUGGCACGGGGGCUUCUUUGCUGUGUCUUGUUUCUUGAGCCUUCAGGACAGUGGGAUAAUGUAUACCACAUAAUAGAUAUACCCCUGCUGCUUUUGUGUCUGCAAAUAUGCUUUUGCUUUCACGGUUUAUUCCGAGCAAAUAAAUUUGGGUUUUUUUUCUUCCCCAUGGCA